Messenger RNA from Rhinolophus ferrumequinum (greater horseshoe bat), 2450 nucleotides. It is a transcript of the gene PIK3IP1, whose product is annotated as phosphoinositide-3-kinase interacting protein 1. The coding region runs from base 116 to 922 and encodes 268 amino acids. The record is from RefSeq and is a predicted model, not a curated record. The transcript is spliced from 6 exons. Lineage: Eukaryota; Metazoa; Chordata; Mammalia; Chiroptera; Rhinolophidae.
CUGUUUACCAGAAGAGCAUAACAAGGGCAGGUCUGACUGCAAGGCUGGGACAGGGAGGCAGAGCUGCCGCAAAAAGGGACUCCGGUGGGACACUGGUUGGUCAAUCACCUGCAAGAUGAAGCUGGUGAGGAUGCUGUUAGCCUGGAUGCAAACAUUCCUCCUCAGCAACAUGCUCCUAGCAGAAGUCUAUGGAUCUGGAGGCUGCUUCUGGGACAACGGCCACCUGUACAGGGCAGACCAGCCCUCUCCCUCGCCGGGCCUCCGCUGCCUCAACUGGCUGAAUGCGCAGAGCAGCCUGGCCUCUACCCCUGAGUCCGGCGCCGGCAACCACAGCUACUGCCGGAACCCAGACCAGGACCCGCGCGGGCCCUGGUGCUACGUCAGCGGCGAGGCGGGCGCUCCCGAGAAGCGACCUUGCGAGAACACGCGCUGCCCAGAGACCGCUUCCCAGGACCCACCAACCUCCACAACAGAAACCAAGGAGGCGUCUGAAGUGCCAGGUGGAGAUGAGGUGCAGGUGUUCGCUCCUGCCAACACCCUGCCUGCCCGGAGCGAGGUGGCAGCUGUUCAGCCAGUGAUUGGAAUCAGCCAGCGGGUGCGGGUGAAUGCUAAGGAGAAAAAGGAUCUGGGAACCCUAGGUUAUGUGCUGGGCAUUACCAUGAUGGUGAUUAUCAUUGCCAUUGGAGCUGGCAUCAUCUUGGGCUACACCUAUAAGAGGGGGAAGGACCUGAAAGAGCAGCAUGAGCACAAAGUGUGUGAGAGGGAGAUGCAGCGAAUCACCCUGCCCUUGUCUGCCUUCACUAACCCCACCUGUGAGAUCGUGGAUGAGACGACUGUCGUGGUCCACACCAAUCAGACUCCAGUCGACCUUCAGGAGGGCAGCGUCCCCCUUAUGGGCCAGGCAGGCACUCCUGGGGCCUGAGCCCCUGCACAGUGGGCAGUAGCCCAUGCAGACACUGGUGCAGGAUGGCCUACCCUCCUACAGCUGGGAGGACUGACACAUUUUGUUGUGGUUAAAACCCUCCCCUCCUUUUCUUUGUUUUUGGUGAAUCAUAAGAAGCACGUGACACUGUGGGCUGAGGGCGAGUCCUGAGUAGGGUCCUACCAAUGCUCUUUCUCCGUUUCUUGGAGCAGGAGUUUGCCCGUGGAUGGAGACUGUGGCAGCCCCCACAGCAGUGCUGCUGACAAGGGCUUCCAAACACUGCCUGUGCCCCAGAACUGAAUCAGGGAUGGACAGCGAGCUCCCCGGGGCUCCUCUGUGCUUUAUUAUCUAAGGUGGCCUUGGUGUCCGCCCUUCCAUUUGUUUUUUGUGGGCUUGAGUGGCGUACACUGUUAUUCAUAGUUCAGGUCAAGCAGGUCGAGAGGCGGCAUUUAAAAAAAUAUAUUUAGUUUUUUAAAUAUUUGGGAUGGAACACUCUACUGACCUCUGAGAACGGGAAAUGCGUUCGUCUAACAGUCUGAGCUGUGGGUUGAGAACGGGAUCUAGGCGGGGGACCGCUGGGUGUGCACCAGCCUGCUGGCAGAGAUGUGCCUUGACACCAGUGGGCUGGGCCUGGGCCCGGGCCCAGGGACUCUUCCUGUUUCGAAAGGAAAGGAACGGAAGAAGAGCACUGAACAUUCCACUUAGGAAGAGGGUAGAGAAGGAUCGCGACUGCCUUAGGCCACAGGACCUGAGAUGGAGCUGGAGUGCUCCAGAUGCUGUCUUUCAGUGACCUCUCUUGGUUUUGCAGGGGUAAGACUACAGCCAGCUAACCUAUGGGAAUUACACUGUGGGGCCUUGUGAGCUGCUACUCAGAGACUAACCUGGAAACUAAGCUCAGAGGCAAGGUAAUAAAGUGCUUCAGGGCCUACCCCUGCAGUGGCCUAAAUUUGCAGGUGGCUCUGUGGCUUCUAGGCCAGUGCCUUCCAGCGGGGCACUGGGACUAGGGUCACAACCCCUAACUUGUAAAGCUGUCAUAGAACCACUGGAAGGGAUCUUAGGGUUCCUCAAGCCUUUUGGACACAGGGGUCCAGAGGGGGAAAGUGACACCCGAGGCCAUAGAACAAGCUACUGGCAUGGCCAAGAGAGUACAUUUUCCCACUGUGCUACCUGUGGCAAAGGCUCAGCAGGGCCUCCAAGUCCUGAGGUCACACUCGGAGGCCUUAUGAGUGCUCCCAAUCCAGAGCUUCCUUCCCAAAGCCCUUCCACUGCCCCCUUUGGUGGUGGUGGGGGGCGGCGGUUAGUGGGGCCCAUCCUCUUUAGCAGACUGUUCCCAGGGGUCAGUGGUACCUAUUGGGACCUAUGCCUCAGGGGGUCCCUUGGUAUUACUGAUACUGAAGAAGAGAACAUUACUGGUUUCUACUUUUCUAUAAAAGCAUUUCUCUCUCUACAUGUUUAAUAUACCUCAUUCUGACACCUGCAUAUAAAAUGCAGAAAACUGCUCUGCAUUUGACUUAUAUAAAUAAAUAAA